This is a messenger RNA of Xenopus tropicalis (tropical clawed frog), 7343 nucleotides long. RefSeq names its product protein phosphatase 1 regulatory subunit 12C (gene ppp1r12c). The record is from RefSeq and is a predicted model, not a curated record. Gene Ontology annotation, cellular component: cytoskeleton; cytoplasm. Lineage: Eukaryota; Metazoa; Chordata; Amphibia; Anura; Pipidae. The transcript is spliced from 22 exons. Gene Ontology annotation, molecular function: protein kinase binding; phosphatase regulator activity. The coding region runs from base 124 to 2718 and encodes 864 amino acids. Gene Ontology annotation, biological process: signal transduction.
ACGUGGUGCCGUCAUUACGCAGGGCGGCAGGCGGGAGGCCGAAGACAAGACGUACAGGGAGGAGGAGAAGGAGGAGACUGGAGGUUCAGGCGGUGGUAUUGGGGGGGCAGCGAUAAACACAACAUGGCGGAAGGAGCCGCCGCUGCCGCGCAAGCAAAGGAGAGGCGGAAGGAACAGCUGAGGCAGUGGGCUCGUUCCUGUACCAACCAGGAGCCCGCCGAACCGCGCUGGCAGCGGCGAAGAAGAAGGCGGCGGCGAGUUGGUGACGGUGAUGAGGAGGAAGAUGAGGGGGACCGGGGUUCCCAGGGAGAAGGGGAUGGGCGGGCGGUGCGAUUUGAAAGGUCGGCCGAGUUCCUGGCAGCCUGCGCCGCUGGGGAUCUGCUGGAAGCGGAGGAUAUGCUGACAAGGGACAGUGGGAAAGAGGUGAUUGACAGCACCAACACGGACGGGAUCAGCGCUCUGCACCAGGCAUGCAUUGACGAAAACCUGGAGGUGGUGGAAUUUCUUGUAAAUCAUGGAGCAAAUGUGAACCAAGCAGAUAAUGAAGGGUGGACUCCCCUACAUGUGGCGGCCUCCUGUGGCUACAUGGAGAUUGCAGAGUAUCUCCUAAAACAUUCUGCAAAUAUUGCUGCUGUAAAUAGUGAUGGGGAUGUUCCGCUUGAUAUUGCUGAAGAUGACUGUAUGGAGAAUUUGUUGCGCGCUGAAAUUGCAAAAGGAGGUGUUGAUAUUGAGGCUGCAAAGAGGGAAGAAGAAGAAGUAAUGCUUCGGGAUUCCCGGCAGUGGUUAAAUGCAGGAAAAAUUGAAGACAUCAGGCAUUCAAAGACUGGAGCAAGCGCCUUGCAUGUUGCAGCAGCUAAAGGCUAUAUAGAGGUCAUGAGGCUUCUGCUUCAGGCUAAUUUUGACCCAAAUGCACGAGAUAAAGAUGGCUGGACACCUCUUCACGCUGCAGCUCAUUGGGGAGUGGAAGAAGCUUGUCGGCUACUUGUGGAACACUUUUGUGACAUGAAUGCUCUUAAUUCUGUGGGGCAAAGGCCAUGUGAUGUUGCAGAUGAAGAUGUACUUAGUCUACUGGAAGAGCUGCGCAAAAAGCAGGAAGAUCUUCGCAAUGAAAAAGAAGCCAACAAACGUGCUGUGAUAGACACAAAUAUGGAACAACAUCCUUCUUACACCAAUAAACACAGAAGGAGUUCAGUGUGUCGAAUGAGCAGCAAAGAAAAAAUAUCCGUGCAGGACCAGUCAAAAGAAAGGAAGACACUGGGAACAAUUUCUGUUGGGGAAGAAGAGACUAUUUCCAGCUCAGAAGAGGAGACAGAGGAUGCUUCAGAGCCUGGAAACAACACACAAGUAAAUGAAAAUGGACUUCUACCUGAUACGCAUAACAGUGCUGUCAGCUCUGUCUCUUCUGAGCAAAAGUUCACUGGGGCCCCCAGCAGCGUCUCAGAAAAAAGUGAACUACCCCUGUCCAGUUUGAGAGCAGGCUUACGCAAAACGGGCAGCUACGGGGUUCUGCAAGAUGCCAAACUAGCAGGCAGUAGCGUCAAAGAUCUUGGGAUCAAGCGUUCUGCUUCAAGUCCCCGCUUGGACACCCAAGAGAGGAAUAAAGAACCUCUAAUGGCUCGUGUUCAGCCAACUCCAGGCCGAAGGAUUUUCUCUUCUCCAGAGAGUGCACAAGAUGGAAAGAAAGAAGACACUGAAGGUGGAUUACAGAUGAAACUUGAUAUGGUUCCCACCACACAGUUGCACACAAACACCUCCUCCAGCAUGGUUGCCACUUCUUCCACAUCCUCCUCUGGCACAGGUUCCAGCACUGAUUCACAAGAUAAGCGAAGGUCAUACCAAACACCAGUACGCGAUGAAGAAUCUGAGUCUCAGCGAAAAGCCCGCUCAAGGCUUAUGAGGCAGUCAAGGAGGUCUACUCAGGGUGUCACACUCACGGACUUGAAAGAGGCAGAAAAGACAUUGGGGAAACCAGCUGAUAGUCCAUCAUCUACUGAGCCAAAAACUGCAGCAGAAGAUAGGGGGGAAAAGGCCCAGUCCUUGGAAAGCGUGGAUAUAACCAGGCGACUGGGUCUGCCAAGCACUGAGCAGAAUAUGUCUGCAUCACCUAUAAAUACUGUGAAUUCUCCCUCAAACAAAGAAAUAGAAUCGACUAGCAAAGAGGAAACAGAAGCAGAAAGCCAAAACCAUUUGACAGCAAGAGACAGAAGAAAAUGGCGUAAAGACCAACGAUUGGCCUUGGGGACAAAUUCUUAUGCGGGGAUGGAGAAUGAAGAGACAGAAUCACUAAAUCACAAUGAAACAGCAGGACAUGGGGUAACACAAAGUUGGAGCAGUUUUCUGCCUCACAGAACUGGGAGUCACACAUUUCAAAGGCAUAGCAGUAAUUUCAGCUCAAAAGAAGAGUCUGAAAAGGACUAUAAAAAGUUGUAUGAAAACUUACUGGCUGACAAUGAAACACUCAGAGACCAGCUUCAAGAGACAGAGCUUAAGCUUACCCAGAUACGGUUAGAGUUGGAACGAGUCACACAGAGACAGGAGCGCAGUGCAGAGAGACCUGCAUUACUGGAGCUUGAGAGAUUUGAACGAAGAUCACUAGAGAGAAAAGUGGCUGAACUAGAAGAAGAGUUAAAGGUUCUCUCUGAUUUAAAGGCAGACAAUCAAAGACUGAAAGAUGAAAAUGCAGCCUUGAUCAGGGUCAUUAGCAAACUUUCCAAGUGAAAGCAGUAGAGGAAAUGAAAGCAGUCACAGACACCUUGCGUUGCAUGACCAAGAGGACCUAAAGAUUUCUAUCUGCAAGGCCAAAAUUAUGGACCUCCAAGUUUUGUUAGCUGCUGCAGAAAGACUUGUAUGAGCAACAGAAAAUGUCUGUGUAUGGUUUGCUGCACACACUGGAGCCAGCCUUCCCGAGAGCCAGAAUCCUAAUCCAUGAACGUAAUGGAAAUGUGCUAGUUUAUUAAAUAGUUUUAUUCACUUUUUUUUUUUUUUUUUAAAUAUGUAUAUCUAUAAAUAUAUACACGUAUAUGUAUAUUCAUAUGUUCCACGCUGGCACUUCAGGAGCUUUACUCAAGGAAAACUUCACACCCUGAAAACUCAAUUUUUUGCCACAAAUGGUGAACUAGUAAUUUAUAUUAAUGUUUUCACUGAGUAUUCACUGAGCUGUCAAAUGUAUCUGCCCCUGUUUUGCUGCAGUUGGACUUGUGCUUUAAAGUACAGAACAAAGUAUAUUCUUAGUAACACCCUCUUUGAAAAUCCCAUCAGAGCAUCCAAAGAUAAGGCAGUUAUUAGCAUGGCAUUGCAUUUUGUGCUUCACACACUCCCAAACAGCUCUUCUUGCAGAUGCAAAUUGGUUCCACUUGUAAGACUCUCCCAUCCCCUAAAUUCAGUGGCAUCUUUAAAGCCACUGCAUAUUGUGGAUUCAGUGGGUUUUAUUAGUGGUUAAUUGUUAGCUAUGACCCCAGCACUCUCCUGAAGUCACAUCAAAACAGAAAUGAGUAAAUCAAGACUGGAUGUUUGUAGGAGAUGUAGUGAGGCCUCCAGGUGCCCGCUAUUGGGUUAAAGUCAUAUGGUGCAAAUUCUGUAACAUUUUAAAGUAUAAGUAAACUUUUUUUUUAUUGAAAAAUUCCUAAGAACACUCUAAACAUAGGUUUCUCCCUGCAUCCAUGUCAUUUCUAAAUAAACCGAAAACUGCAGCUCAUUUUAGUGGUUUAGUGUGAAGCCCCACCCCCUUUUUUAAACUUUCCUCUCUUUGCCUGUUGCACAUGCCUGGUUGAGUUCUGUUGGCACAAAGACCGCAAGCAUGCGCAAUAAACACCUCUUUGACCAUUUUUACAGAGAAUGAGAAGUAGACCAGGAAGUAGCUGAAAUUAGCUGCAGUUUUCUGCUUGUUAUUUAGAUAUGACAUGAGACUGAAUGCAGGGAGAAAGGUAUGUUAUUCUGGGAGCUGCUUAGUCAUUUAUAGAUUGGAAAUAAUACAAAAAAAGUUUACUUAUUCUUUAAAUGUUGAGGUAAAGUCCAAUCAGUAACCCAAUACCACACACUCAUGAACUUAACUGUCUAUCAAAGCAUACUGCCAGAGGCACACCUAUGUGUGACAUUACCCUCAGCAUUAUCUGCAGUAAAUGUCACCAUUUCAGUUAGACACAGAUGUAAGGCAUGCUUGUGUACCACAAGGAAUAUCUGCAGGUCCCAUUCAUACUGUAUAUUUUAUUCAUAGCUAAUCACUAAAGCCGUACCAUACCAUUUUUAUGUUUUAAUUUCUUCUUUUAUUUAGAUCCUGCCAACAGGAGUUUAAAUUGCCAGAAAGGUAUUAGAUAUAUGCUGCCAUAUGAUGUUAAAAGAUCUCUACUUACCCGUAUAGUCUUUAUUCAGGGAGUCUCCGACUCCCUCUGUCCCACCGAGUUCCCAUUGUGGAGCACCAGAGCCUCCAUGUUUCCGCUGAAUUUUAGGGCUGUUCUCGUUUUCCCUCAAAAUAGUGUUUGUGCUUUUAAUAUUUUAAACCAAGGAGAGGGCAAAGGAGAAGGGAUAUUUUACUUGUCUGCAGAGCUGUUCUAUUUUAAUGAGUUAAGUAUUUUACAGCAGUAAUGUGCCUGCAUAAUAGUAAGGCCAUUUAACAGUAUUUUCCUCUAUGUCAAACAUUUGAACAGAUAUUCCAGUGCUGCUUGACAUUCCCAACUGUGAGGCUAGGGUUCCUUAGGGUUACAGUACAUAAUGUACACUGAUGGGAAGUAUUAGUUUUAGCCUUAGUGUAGGUCUAUAUGCUAGUCUAUACGAGUUCUACCAUGGCCAAAUGCAGUCUUAUGCAUCCAGUCGGCCUCCUGUCUUUUAUAGAGAAAUUAAGUAAGUUCUUGCAGACUAAGUCCCACCUCCCUGUGCAUGAAUGACAGUAAAUGUAACCAAAUGAUAGGGUCUCUUUGGCCACUGCACUGACUCUUUCUGCCUCCAGAACCAUACAGCUGGUGCUUAGAGUGAUAGUUUAGUGCCAGCCAUAUGUUGUGCAGCGACACUGUAUUUUGUUUCUUUUAUGUUUUUGUAAUAAUUCAGUUUAAAAAAAAAAAGUUCCAUAAUGUUUAAGUUAAUUAAAUGCCAAAACAGAAGAAAUUUGUCGGGCUUGGCCACCAGGUGGGGGUGGAAAUAUCACUAUUUAGUGAAAAGGCUCUAGUAUGUACUCGCAGGCAUUCUAGCUGGCUGCAUUACAUAUUUUUAAGGUAAACAUUUUUAACCCACUCUAUGCUGCCAUAUGUAUAUUAUUAGUCUAGUUAUUGACUUGUAAUAUUGAUUUCUAGCAGCAUUGGCUGCACUGUGGUUUUUCUGCUAAACUUGCAGGAUUGUGGUUGCACCUAUACCUGACAAGUAUAAUGAGUGUAUAGAAAGGGCAGCAGGAGAAAAGGCUAUCAUUCAGCAACUGGAGAUACUUUAGUUCUGGGCUUAUACGUAACACAGAUACCAUAUUAACUGAGAAGUGCUUUUCCAGGUUAGGCUGAUAAAAGAUUCCAUGACUGUUUUUCGAAUCCUAUAGUAACCAUGGUGGGGGCCCCAUUUGCCUGAGGGCUUCUGCCAUACCUUGUUUCCACUUGCAGUCACGAGAUCCACAGCAGUUUCUUGCGUUUUGUUGACAUUUCUGGUCUUUGGAAAAUGUAUGUCAAAUAUUAUACUGCACCCUUGUACUUAAAUCUGAUUGGCUGCUGUGUUACGUUUCUAAGUGAGUGGCUAAUGGGAGUACUGUAGCCAUAAGUGAUAUUAGUGAAAACAAGGUUUCACUUACACAGCAAGUAAUUUCCUACACUCACUACUUCAAUACACCCUUCCUGCGACUGAUCUAUAACUCCCACGCACUCUUCUUCUACUGCCUCCCAAUCUGCUGCAUAGUUCUGAUACUUUUUGUUGCUUAACCAGAAAUUGUUACCUUUUAGUUAUUUUUUGUUGGGUGUAAUAUAGGCAACUUUGCAGUUGGUCUUUUUUUCCCUCUUCAGUGACUCAUACAGGUUAUGCAGAUGUGGAAACUUUCGUCCAGAAUUCUUGGGACCUGGAUUUAUGGAGAUAAGGGAUCUUUCUAUAAUGCGGACCUUUGGGAUCUAGGCCUAAAUAUAAAUGUAUAAAUCUUACAGUAAUGUUAAAGUAACUCCUAUUGAAAGCAGUAUUUGUAUCCGUUUCUGACAAUAUUACUAUUAAAACGAUGUUACACUUGUCAGUUCACCUAAAGCUAAGGCAUUCCCACAGUGCCUUGCAGGUACUCUGAUUAAGGGCGAUGGCCCUCAGGGUCGUUUGUCAUCCAUGGGAAAUCUGUGCUACCUGCAAGUGACAACUCACCAUAUAUUUACUAGCUGAGUUACCAGCAAGUACUGAGUAAGAACUGCACUGAUUUAAUUUGACACAGUGAGGAAUGGUAUUGCUGUAUUUCUGUGCUUUCUGGGUAACAGAUUUCCAGAUGAUAGAUUCCAUGUUUGUAUGUGGAUUUUACCUUUGGUACAUUGGUUAGCCUUUAUCUAAAUACUGUAUCAUCAAGCACCAAUCCUAUAGAUACCCUAGACCCACACUGUAAGGCCACUGACUUCCCCCCACUGCGUGAUGUGAAACGGGGAGGGGGGCAGGUAAGGUGACGGCAGGGAGGUCAAGGCCCCUAUAGUAAUGCCAACACCAAUGUAUCCAAGCAUAUUACAUUUUCCAUACUAUGAAUACUUUUGAGAGGGUUCUUUACAGCCAAAAAGCCUACUUGUAACCUAACCAGUCUCUUAACUCUUGUGAAUAAUGUGUAUUCCAACCAGCAGGAGGCAGUACUACUCUAGAAUGUGCUUAAUGCCAGUACUGCAUGUUAGUAUAUCUCUAUAGUCCCUGCUAUUUGUUACCAACAUAUGGUUUCGUAUUGGGCUGUAUUUGAAAGGCUGUCACUGCAUGAUCCCAUCCGCUGCUGUUUGUCAUGCCAUUACUGCCAUCUCUGCCUUCCCUAUGCCAAGGUCUGACCCACAUGGGUCGCCGUUUCCCGUGUGUGAUUUCCGUUCAAGGACUCGUACAACUGUGCCAUGUGAGUUUAACAUCAAAAUCCUAAAACUGCAAAAAAAAAAAAAGUCCAAUGACGUAAUAUAUCUGUAUAUAAGGAAGCUUAUUUUCUAUACAUAGUGUCUCAAUGUGCAAUAUGCAUGGGGUUUUUUUGUUUUAUUUUUUUCCAGAGAAAUAUAAAUAUAUAUUGUAUUUGUUACAGCAGUUGCAGGUUCCUGUCCCUUCAGCGUUGCCAGGUUCUGGUGUACAUAUCAACCAAUGUACAACCUGCCCUCUCCUCGCCUGAAGGGAUAAAGCACAUGAAAAAGAAAAAUAUGAACAGAACAAAUUAAAAAUGAUAUAUAUGGUAA